Symbiodinium pilosum is the source of this 504-nucleotide messenger RNA. The record is from the annotation of a GenBank genome assembly. NCBI's taxonomy places the organism in Eukaryota, Dinophyceae, Suessiales, Symbiodiniaceae.
AUGGAGGUACCACUGACAGCUUCAAAUUUCAUUGACCUAGCACGGUCUGGAUUCUUCAAUGGACUUCAUUUUCACCGGGUCAUUCCUGAUUUCAUGGCCCAGUUUGGUUGCCCCUUCUCCAGGGACCCGCAUUGUAAGAGGGCUGGAAGUGGCGGCCCUCGCGACGGGAGCUUCCCAAAUUUGCAGACUGGGGCAGCUGAACGGCGGUACAGUGGUGGCAACAUUCAGGACGAGCUGGUUUCCAAAGACAGCAAUGGACCAGGAACCCUCUCCAUGGCCAAUUGCGGCCAGCCUAACACAGGCGGCUCGCAGUUCUUCAUCAACGUGGCAGAUAACAGCUUCCUUGACUGGUUUUCUCCAGGCACAUCAAAACAUCCUGUGUUCGGCAAGAUCACAAGUGGCUACGACGUGGUGGUGCGUCUCUCCAAAGUGGACACGCAGGAUGAUGUUCCGACAAAGCCGAUACAAAUGCUCGCAGUGAGCAUCGUUGGCAACAUGCCUUAA